Molecule: messenger RNA, 1956 nt
Organism: Linnemannia hyalina
Lineage: Eukaryota; Fungi; Mortierellomycota; Mortierellomycetes; Mortierellales; Mortierellaceae
Source: the annotation of a GenBank genome assembly
AUGGCCACCCCCACCUCUCCAUCAAACCCUUCCUUCCCGCUCUCGACUUCUCCGUCCGAUCCAGACACAUUCCUACCACACUCUAAGCCCACCUUGACUCUCCAGACAACAUCAUACCCGCUCACGCCAGCCAAGCUAGCCCAUCUCCUGGACCAAUCCCAACAAGGAUCUCUCCGUGCUGGCUCACGGCGACCCCUCAUUUUGGACCUGAGACCCCACCCCGACUUUUACCCCAUCUCCAUCGCCCACUCCAUCAACAUCAAUCUACCCACUCUCUUGAUGAGACGGUACCGACGUGGCGUCGCUGUUACAUCGUUUGCACUGGAGUCUUUUAUCACGAUCCCUUCGGACAAGGACGCGUACCAUCAGAUCUUGGAAGGCUGGAGAACAUCGGAGGCCGAGUCGGAAGAGCCCUAUGAUGUGAUUGUUCUCGACCAGGAUAUGAAGGCUGGCGACGAGGAGCAUGGCCGCUCAGCAACCGCGGCCUGGACGCUUCUUAACGUCCUGGAGCGCGGUGGGAGUCAAAGUGAGUUUGACGGCGUCAACACACGCAUGUGGUUUCUCGAGGGUGGUUUCGACGCUUUUCAGGCCUGGGAUGCCAGUGAAAAGUUUUUGGUCCGCGCAGGUGGAUCCCAACAGGAAUUAUCACCUUAUCUGAAGCCUUGCACCAGCACUCAGGCCGACCAAGAUAUCGAAAUGACCCUGGCAGUCCCAGUCGGUUCAGUCUCUGCACCGGUUUCAAGGAGGCCCUCCCUGGCUAUCGAUACAACGGUGGCGUUCGUACCCAAACAGAAAACACCUGUCAGGAGGGAGAGCCUGUUUUCGCUCAAUACCAAGGCACUUCAGCGACCCGCCGGACUUUCUCGCUCCCAGACCAUCAACUUGAAACCACUAGCGAUUCCCAGCCAGCCAGCCGCCUCAUUGUCCAUCCAAAUCCCGCAUGCACCCUCGUCUGCCCAUCCUCACCAACAACAUCCAUCCAAGGCAGCCGCAUGGUUGACCGUCCCGUCUAACAUCCCAGCACCAGCGCUUUCCCCAGCAAUGUCAAUGGUCAGUAACUGCUCGAUGGAGAUUGCUCACUCUGCCUCAACGGAUCAUACAUCGAGCUGGUCUGCCGAUUCGAGCUCUAUGAAUGGUUCAAGCCAUUUCCUUCCAUCGGCCGUCAACAACAGUCUUGGCUUGAGUCUCAACAGUAAACGCUCCGUCUCGUCCUUGAUGACCAUCAGUUCACUGCACGCGUCCGUAUCUUGCGCAUCGGCAAGCAUCUUAGAGGAGGAGAACGAGGAGUAUGGCCAGUGCGGAUCUCGAUCCAUGGCCAACCAAAUGUUUCACGACAGAGAAGACAUCUAUUACCAUCAACACCAGCGCCAAAAGUACCAGCAUCAUGACGGUGACUCUUUUCAAUACGCCUCAGACUACUCCUAUCAGUCCCAGCAGGAACCCAGUGAUUGCGUCGAGGAGAACCAGGACAACGAACAGGAGAUCUCAUGCAUUCUUCCAGGUUUUCUGUACUUGGGCCCCGAAAUAGUCACCAACGGUCAGGUGGAGGAACUGGACCGACUGGGUGUCAAACGCAUUUUGAACAUGGCUACCGAAUGUGAGGACGUACUGGUUGCUCACCGUCCUGACAUGGAGUACCACAAAAUUGGCGUUUACGACAGUAUCGAGGCUGACGUCUCGGCCGGGUUAUUGCAGGCCGUUGACAUUAUUGCUGCCUCCAAGGACUCUGCCAUUUAUGUUCACUGCAAGGCUGGCAAGUCUCGAUCGGUCACUGCAACGAUCGCUUACCUGAUCUCGCAUCUCCAGUGGCCCCUGAACAAGGCUUAUCAACAUGUCCUUACAAACCGCCCAUGCAUGUGCCCAAACCUUGGAUUUGUUGCCGAGUUGAUUGAAAUGGAGAAGCACAUCCUGGGGGCCGACCAUGCUCGCGGUCUUCAGCUUCACCAACUCGGCUAA